AUGCAUAUUGCCUGUAUCCAAGAUCCUGACGAUGUGCAACUUUAUGUUCAGACUGAAACUCAUACUAAGGGUGGCAUUCAGCUACCAACGUACCGAUGUGCCAGAGGAUCUACAUCUUUAGAGUCAUUCCACCUGCACCUGAACAGGUUCAUACCAGGUUGGUGAGCUUCUGCGAUCAGUUGCAGUUGAAAAUCCCAUGUGAAAACCACCUUAAACAAUAAGUAACUCAUUAUUUCUCGUCAAUCGUUUCAGGUACAAGUGCCAGUGAUCUUCGCUUCCAAGCAUACCUUUUGGAAGGUUUGUCUAGGUGGAAUGCUGAUCGUACAGCUGGUGCCGUUUCUGGUGUGAUGACUGGUCCAGAAACCUACUCUGUGGUGUUGGCGAUGGCUGGUGAGUGGAAUACUUGUUUAGUCAGACUGGUGAGGUGCUGGAAAACAGGUGUGACGAUUAUGAUGUGGCCGACCCCUCUUCUGAACCGCUGUCUGAGACUGAUGAUGGUCAACAACGGUGUUUUCCUGAUGAUUUCUCGGAGCAAGAUGGUACAGUAUAGAAACCUUGAGUCCAGAGACAAAUUACUGUUCACUCAUUAAUAUCACUUCCAUGUUCUGUUUUAUAGGUAAUCAACCUGAACGUACUAGUGUUUGUCACGACUCUGGUAUCAGUGGUAUGGACCAAAGGGAAAGACCUUCACCUAAGGUAUUUAAAAUGGAGGGCAGCAACAACAAUUAUUGUACAUUUAGUAUGUAUUCUCGUUUCUGAUUUGUCAGAGAGCACCGGAUAAUUCUCAAUAUUCGGUACUUAUACGUAAUUUCAGCUGCUGACGGGCUCAGCGUCCAAUAACAGUUUUUGGAUCGAACUUGCAUCCAAACAAAAAAUUAUUAUAGGACGCUGUCGUGCCCAAGCCCCGGCGCGUAAAAGUGUUCGUUUUCUACUUUAUUGCAGUAUUGUUGUAAUAUACUUGAAACAGUAAUAAACUUCGUUUAA
This is a messenger RNA of Paramuricea clavata, 984 nucleotides long. NCBI's taxonomy places the organism in Eukaryota, Metazoa, Cnidaria, Anthozoa, Malacalcyonacea, Plexauridae. The record is from the annotation of a GenBank genome assembly.